AUGGCGGCGGGGGCGGCGGCGGCGGCGGGCGCGUACAGCCUGGGCCUGGCCAACGAGCGGCUGCGGCUGCUGGAGGAGCUGGAGCGCGAGAUCGGCGCGGCGCUGCAGAGCGCAGGGACGGUGAUCCUGGAGCUGUCCAAGGAGAAGCCGAGCGAGCGGCUGCUGGACCGGCAGGCGGCGCAGUUCGGGGCCUCGGUGCAGAAGGUGGAGGCGGAGCUCUCGGGACAGAUCCGCUACCUGACGCAGGUGGCCACCCGGCAGCCGCACGAGGGCUCGAGCUACGCGGCGCGCAAGGACUGCCAGAUGGCCCUGAAGCGCGUCGACUUCGCCCGCCUCAAGCUGGCCGAGCUGGGCCGCGCCUGCGAGCAGAUGCUGGAGCAGUAGCGCCGGGUCCGGGCCGCCCCAGGGACCCUCCCCGGCGCGGGCGCCGACCGACGGCCCGCUUCCGGGACCCCGCGCGGAGCCCGGCCUGGAGCGGCUGCUUGCGGGAGGCUGGAGGUCCCCGGAAGUUUGGGGCGGAGGGCGCAGAAGUCGGCCCUCCUUUGGCAGGCCCCGGCUGGUUUGUGGACGCGUGUCGGAAGCCUUCAGACGCCCCAUCAACAACCUGGCCUUGUUUCUCGGACUCCUCGUGGUGGGAAAGCCACUGUGUGGUUUGAAGCCCCCCAAAUACAGUGGGUUAAUUCGGAAA
Protobothrops mucrosquamatus (brown spotted pit viper) is the source of this 688-nucleotide messenger RNA. It is a transcript of the gene MED11, whose product is annotated as mediator complex subunit 11. Gene Ontology annotation, biological process: regulation of transcription by RNA polymerase II. Gene Ontology annotation, molecular function: transcription coregulator activity. The transcript is spliced from 3 exons. NCBI's taxonomy places the organism in Eukaryota, Metazoa, Chordata, Lepidosauria, Squamata, Viperidae. Gene Ontology annotation, cellular component: mediator complex. Bases 1 to 384 code for a protein of 127 amino acids. The record is from RefSeq and is a predicted model, not a curated record.